UUAAUUGAUUAUAUUUUUAUUGAAAAAUAUUCACGAUCACAAAUGAGUAUAACAGGUAAAAACAUAAAGAAGCUGUUUGGUCAGGAUAACAGUACUCCUGAUAAGACCUAUCUGCAGAAUAAACAGGAUAUUCUUGAUGCGUACAGAAAGACAUUUCUGCCAAUCAACAACCAAUUCAGAGUCAAGGUUAUGAAGUGACAAUUGCUAAAAUUUGAGACAAAUCUUGACUAUCUUGAUGCCCAAAAAGAAGCAAGGAAGUGCUUCAAACCUUAUGCUGUCAGUAAGAGACAUACUGAUGCCAUCAUUGAUAAUAUCGAGUUUGAUUUUGUUCGCUGAAUGACCCACAUUCCAGAAAAGAAUAUUAAAUCCGGCAAAGUUGCUGGCCAUAAGAAGCAAUGAGUAGAACUUGUGAAGGAGCAGAUUCAGGAGAAAUAUAAGCUGAUUGAAAAGAUCACUCUGGGUUAUAUGAAAAACCUUGAUUAAGAAUGCUUCCCUAGAGACAUGAAGUUCCUUAUACCGGGAGGAUAUUUAGAUUCAAUA
Molecule: messenger RNA, 540 nt
Organism: Moneuplotes crassus
Lineage: Eukaryota; Ciliophora; Spirotrichea; Euplotida; Euplotidae
Source: the annotation of a GenBank genome assembly